Messenger RNA from Impatiens glandulifera, 912 nucleotides. RefSeq lists its product as uncharacterized. The record is from RefSeq and is a predicted model, not a curated record. Lineage: Eukaryota; Viridiplantae; Streptophyta; Magnoliopsida; Ericales; Balsaminaceae. The coding region runs from base 181 to 717 and encodes 178 amino acids. The transcript has 3 exons.
UGCCGCCUGCGCUUGAACAAUACGCUGUCGUUUUAUCGGAGGACUUGUAUUAGUGACAAUACCGCUUAGGGUUUGCUUUCCCUGAUCAGAUCCAUCCGGCAGAUUGAAAUCUGAAUUCGAUCAGUCUAAGGUUAAUAAGAGCGCCUCCAAUUCCUCUUGCAUACGUAUAGUUUCUGAACCAUGAAGAGGGCUAUGCCAUGGGAUGAUGAUGAAGAAGAUGACUCAUCAUCAUCUGAUGAAUCAUCAGACUCGGGAUCAAAUGGAGGAACAAAAAAGAACACUUGUAAGAAAAGCAUUACAUCUAAAGAAAAAGCAUCUGAAGGUGGUGGUUCUGGGAGACGUGGAAACAAGGUGUUGAACUUUGAAGCAUUGAGUCGAUAUGGGUACAAAGGUGGACUAUCAGUUUUGAGUGUUCCUCCUCCAAAAGAGGCAGAAAAACAAAGAGAUUGGUCUUGGUCUGAUGGUAAGGAAAGACGAGCUGCUGGUAGGGAGAAUGAGGAGGAAACUUACGAAGAAAGGGAGAAAACUAGAACUACUCUUGCACGUGCAGAGCUGUUAGCAAAUGUAGAAACUCCAAGUGAAAGAAGGAACCGUUCCUUCGCGCAGAAGGAGAAAAGGAAGAGGGAUCUUGGUCAAGCUAGCCGGGGAAAGAGUUAUGUGGAAGAGGAGAAGAGACUGUUAAGAGAAAAUGGUGUCUAUUCCGGCUUUGAUGCCUGAUAAUAAUAGACCAGUCCCCAGAAUCAGGUAAAUUUCAGGACUAGUGUUCAAACAGUUUGUUAAAUUCAGCAUACCUUUCAUGUCUUAUCUUGACAACAAUGUGUUUAAAGAGAUUUAUAAAGUGAUUACUGUGUUUGAGCUCCCUCAUUAAUAUAUAAUCAAGUAUAGCAAAAACUUGUCAAUUCCUUUUCAAAA